Molecule: messenger RNA, 1647 nt
Organism: Phaeodactylum tricornutum CCAP 1055/1
Lineage: Eukaryota; Bacillariophyta; Bacillariophyceae; Surirellales; Neidiaceae
Exons: 1
Coding region: 371-1402 (343 amino acids)
Source: RefSeq, a predicted model, not a curated record
CUAGACACUUUUGCUGUACCCCAUUGCCCGAAAGGCUUCACUGGUUUUUUGGCAAUGUCUGAGAACCUGGUAGAACAGUCGCGUAGCAUCAAUGGCUAGGCUUGCAUAUGGGGCAAGUCCAUUGGAUGUCCUUCAUCUACGAGAUCUUGAGGUUCACUGGUCGCAAAAGAGGCACACUCGCUACCGGUAGAUCUUUGUACUUCUCUUAUCCGCCCGAGUACAGGCUCCGUCCAAUUCGGAUGCAUCCUCUUAUGCACAUAAAUCAGAAUCAGCCGCCGGCAUUCCACAUCUCGCGUCGCAAAGUUAAUUGCCAUCGUUGACGACACUCCGAUUGUACCCGAGAGCGAGCUUCACACUCAGAAGCUGGACUAUGACGAUCCCAAUUGAAGCAGUGCUCAUGCGCAAGCUCUCCAUGAAUUAUGUCACUGCACGCAACUUGGCAGCCGAUGGGCGGAUUGUCCUAGGCAUGAAUAAGAACGAACGGUGGACUCCCAAACUGAUGGAGACAUGUCUAUCCCUGUUUGAGUCCACGCUUGGGAAACACCACCGUCAACAAAGCACAAUAUUCGAGUUGAUGAAAACUCCCAAAGGCAAUUCCGUGGACGAAAAGAUAUCACACGAUUCUCAAUCAGUGAGAAUGAGUAAGCUAUCUACAGAUGAGUGUGCCCCCUGCACACCGCAAUUAAGCGAACAAGGCAGAGCGAAGUACACGGACCUCUCGUUUUCGUCUGACACCACUCACGAAACAUCCUCUUCAUCGUCGUCCGAGGAAGAAGAGAGUCGCUCCGUCGAUUCGGCUUUGCAAAGCCUUCUUGCUCAUCAAAAACGCCAUGGCAGAGAACCGAGGAGCCAAGCCAUUACCUGUCGAGAAUCUCCGGCAGUAAUUUUCGAAGAUGAAGUCGAUGACGACGAAAAAGCUGUUGCUAGCCCCGUGAUCAAAGUACAGCAAUGCGUUAACAGAAAAAGCUAUUACGCAGUGCGCGACGAUAGUCUGAGGAAGAUUGCUGGUAUCACUGCAAAGAUAGUACUCAGUCAGACGUCCUCGUGGUCAACGAAAAAGCUGGUGAACGCUCAACAUUUUGGGCCAGCAAGUCUUGUCUACCAUGUCCCAAGAGCUUUAAGCUGUAGUAGCAAUAGUAGCACAGAAAGCGGCACCGAAACGGAACGAAACGAGGAAGUGGCAACUGGAGGAGCAUUCGCAGCGAUGAGGUAUCCGAGACGAAAAGUUCGAAAAUUCAGGCUUGUAGAUCUGCUGCGUAUGCUGCUCAACUUGGUUCGUGGUAAGAACCGAAGCGUUUCAAACCAUUAUUGCCAACGAAGGCCUGAUUCCUCCGGCAGAACGGCACAACAGCAAAUCAAAAUUUCGCAGUCUGUGUUUGAAGUGGAGCGUGUAGUUGUCUAGGCUGCAAGGAUCAAUAUGCCAUUCCGCCCUCUUCUAUUUUUGACAGCUAUGGACUUCCAUGAAAUUACGAAAUGUUCGGCAUCUCUCGGUCAAUCUUGCUUCGGGUUUAUCUGCCAAUAUCUGUGUCCAUCCACCUGGUACCAAUGAUUGAUGAAAUUGAAAAACUGAAACGUCUGAUUGCUAUGGAAGAUACCUAGACAAUUGUAUUUUUUCUUAUCAAUUUAAAUAUAGUUACACUCAUAGUU